GAAAGCUUGGAAGGAGGAUUAAUGGCUGUGAGAGAAGAGGAAAGGGGGAAGGCGAAGAGGAAGAAGACGAUGGGGAAGGAGAUGGACGGAAUGUGGCCUCGCAUCAAGGCCAAGAAGGAUCUCCAGAUCAAUCACCUCAAGGGCAACCAGCUCUUCACGGUACCGAAUUUCCUUACUGCUGCUGAAGCCAAGGCUUUUGUCGAUGCUGCAGAAGCCAUCGGCUUUGCGCACCAAGGGAGUCAAGGUCCUGCAAAAGGUGAAGCCUACAGGGAUAAUGAUCGCAUUUCUGUCAGUGAUCCUGUUCUUGCUAAAACUAUAUGGGAAUCAGGCUUGAAAAGUAUGUUUGAUGAUAUAGAACUUAGGGGGAAGAUAGCUGUUGGUCUGAAUCCAAAUAUUAGAUUUUACAGAUAUAAAGUAGGACAAAGGUUUGGUCAACAUAUUGAUGAAAGUGUUAACCUUGGAGAAGGGCAUAGGACGCAAUACACUCUACUAAUUUAUCUCAGUGGUGAUUUAUGCUCCAAAACGAGACAUGGCUUGGACAAAAAACAGGAUUCGUCUACACACUCUCUAGUUGGAGGAGAGACUGUGUUUUAUGAUGAAAGAAGAGGGAUUGUGGCGGAGGUUGCUCCUGUGAUGGGAAUGGCCCUUCUUCACAUUCAUGGAGACAGAUGUAUGCUGCAUGAAGCCCGUGCUGUUAUUAAGAAUGUGAAGUAUGUUUUGCGUUCAGAUAUGGUUUUUGCUUGAUGAUGAUUUUAGUGUUUGACACACACUCUAAGGGCUACUCUGUGUAAGGAUCAUGUAGAGUUCAUAGAUGAAAAAUAGUGUCCUAUAAAACGCCAGGUCCUCGUCUUUGCAAGCAUUCUUUGAUAUUGCAAUUCAAGCAUUUGUUGAUAUACUUUGCAGCUUUGCUAAUUCCUUAUGAUUUUCUAUGAUCUGAGCCUUGUAACUUGUAAGAUCCCUAUAAUUCAAAGAAUCUUACAUCCAAACAUAAUGUCAGUUCUUGUAAUUGUGGAUGUUUGGAGAUGAUCUCUUGAAGCUUGUAUCAGUAAAAACCAAAGACCAAUGUUUACUAUGAAUAAUUAAGAAGUGUAUAACAUUGUAGAAAGAAACUCAACAACCAAAGUGUUGUGGUAAUUCCAUUAGUGGCAACCAAUGUAAAAUUAAGUAUGAAAAUGUUCAUCAGCAACCAACUUUACUAGAUGUUUGUCAUCUCCGGAUUUCAAAAUGAUUUUUCUAGAGUGAUUAGUAUGGAAAUAUUUCAUGAAAGUAACUUGCAUUAUGAAAUAUUAACCAGCUUUGGCUGCUGGUUUCUGUC
Molecule: messenger RNA, 1315 nt
Organism: Dioscorea cayenensis subsp. rotundata (Guinea yam)
Lineage: Eukaryota; Viridiplantae; Streptophyta; Magnoliopsida; Dioscoreales; Dioscoreaceae
Exons: 5
Coding region: 22-744 (240 amino acids)
Biological process (GO): peptidyl-proline hydroxylation to 4-hydroxy-L-proline
Cellular component (GO): endoplasmic reticulum
Molecular function (GO): iron ion binding; L-ascorbic acid binding; procollagen-proline 4-dioxygenase activity
Source: RefSeq, a predicted model, not a curated record